Pecten maximus is the source of this 6394-nucleotide messenger RNA. RefSeq lists its product as uncharacterized. Gene Ontology annotation, molecular function: DNA binding. The record is from RefSeq and is a predicted model, not a curated record. The transcript is spliced from 9 exons. The coding region runs from base 543 to 4682 and encodes 1379 amino acids. Lineage: Eukaryota; Metazoa; Mollusca; Bivalvia; Pectinida; Pectinidae.
UCGUCCGUCCGUCCGUCCGUCCGUCCGUCCGUCCGUCCGUCCGCUCUUAGAAGAGGUACCAAGUGGGGCCUUUUUGCUGUACAAAUAGACCAAGUGGGGUUGUUUCAGCAUAUGGGGUCGACCCCACAUACAGAUGUGUUAUAUAUGUUCUAAAUGACAUAGUGGGGUUGCUAUAUUAAUAAAAAAAAGCAACCCCACAGGGUUUUAUCCGAUUAAAUCGGACCACGUUGGACAUGUCCAUUGCAGUUACCAAUGGACAACACCGUUGAACGAGCCAAAACUUCCGAGUAUUGGUGCUAUUAAUGCUUUAGAGGAGUUCCGCAUAUAUUGGAGAAGCGUCUAAGUGAGCGAGAUGCAUAAACAGAAGGUAGCCAUGUUGCCGCUUCGAUAGCUUAAUACGGGCGGGAAGAAGGAACAGACAAACCUCUGCGGCAUGUCGAAAUUUGUAUGGGCAAAACUGCCCCAACUACCUUCCAAGGUGUUAUGGCCUGUGAAGGUUGUAGAGGUGGCAGCAUCAUCAGUAUUGGUGUACUGCCACAGUGAUGAUGCAUGGAUAUAUGAAGAAGCGACCAGAGACGCUAAAAUUGUUUUUGGAAGACAUCCAGUGGGCAUUGAGGCAAGGUGAUGAAGGUUGCCAGAAGAGUGACAAAGAUUUGGGAGACAAUGAGGAAAAAGGCAGAGAGAGCCACCAAGAUUUGGGAGACGGUGAGGCAGAAGGCAGAGAGCGCGACCAGGAUUUGGAAGACAGUGAGGAAGGAGGCAGAGAGAGCGACCAAGAUUUGGGAGACGGUGAGGCAGGAGGCAGAGAAAGGGACACAGAUUUGGGAGACGUUGAAGAAGGAGGCAGAGAGAGCCACCAAGAUUUGGGAGACGGUGAGGCAGGAGGCAGAGAGAGGGACACAGAUUUGGGAGACGGUGAGGCAGGAGGCAGAGAGAGGGACCAAGAUUUGGGAGAUGGUGAGGCAGGAGGCAGAGAAAGGGACACAGAUUUGGGAGACGUUGAAGAAGGAGGCAGAGAGAGCCACCAAGAUUUGGGAGAUGAUGAGGCAGGAGGCAGAGAGAGCGACCAGGAUUUGGAAGACGGUGAGGCAGGAGGCAGAGAGAGCGACCAGGAUUUGGAAGACGGUGAGGAAGGAGGCAGAGAGCGCCACCAAGAUUUGAGAGAUGGUGAAGUAGGAGGCAGAGAGAGCCACCAAGAUUUGGGAGACGAUGAGGCAGGAGGCAGAGAGAGCGACCAGGAUUUGGAAGACGGUGAGGAAGGAGGCAGAGAGAGCCACCAAGAUUUGGAAGACGGUGAGGAAGGAGGCAGAGAGAGGGACACAGAUUUGGAAGACGUUGAAGAAGGAGGCAGAGAGAGCGACCAGGAUUUGGAAGACGGUGAGGAAGGAGGCAGAGAGAGCCACCAAGAUUUGGAAGACGGUGAGGAAGGAGGCAGAGAGAGGGACACAGAUUUGGAAGACGUUGAAGAAGGAGGCAGAGAGAGCGACCAGGAUUUGGAAGACAGUGAGGAAGGAGGCAGAGAGAGCCACCAAGAUUUGGAAGACGGUGAGGAAGGAGGCAGAGAGAGGGACACAGAUUUGGAAGACGUUGAAGAAGGAGGCAGAGAGAGCGACCAGGAUUUGGAAGACAGUGAGGAAGGAGGCAGAGAGAGCCACCAAGAUUUGGAAGACGGUGAGGAAGGAGGCAGAGAGAGGGACACAGAUUUGGAAGACGUUGAAGAAGGAGGCAGAGAGAGCGACCAGGAUUUGGAAGACGGUGAGGUAAGAGGCAGAGAGAGCCACCAAGAUUUGGAAGACGGUGAGGAAGGAGGCAGAGAGAGGGACACAGAUUUGGAAGACGUUGAAGAAGGAGGCAGAGAGAGCGACCAGGAUUUGGAAGACAGUGAGGAAGGAGGCAGAGAGAGCCACCAAGAUUUGGAAGACGGUGAGGAAGGAGGCAGAGAGAGGGACACAGAUUUGGAAGACGUUGAAGAAGGAGGCAGAGAGAGCGACCAGGAUUUGGAAGACGGUGAGGAAGGAGGCAGAGAGAGCCACCAAGAUUUGGAAGACGGUGAGGAAGGAGGCAGAGAGAGGGACACAGAUUUGGGAGACUUUGAAGAAGGAGGCAGAGAGAGCGACCAGGAUUUGGAAGACGGUGAGGUAAGAGGCAGAGAGAGCCACCAAGAUUUGGAAGACAGUGAGGAAGGUCCAAACAGGAAAAAAGCAAAAAUUGUCAUCGUCAGUACAGAUGAAGAAAACAUUGGUCCAAAACGAAAGAAAGCGAAAAUGAUCUCUAUAUCGGAUGAAGAUGUUGUGGUUGGAAGUGUUGAUUCAGAUGACUCGCAAGUAUCAGAAAUCUUCCCUCAGCUAAAUAUUAAUCUUCCAGAUAAAAUUAUGUCAGCUGUGGUGUAUGACUCUGAAUCUGAGGAAGGAGGGAAGAUGUCAUCUGUGGAAUAUGAUGCUGAACCUGAGGAUUGUGCUAUUGCAAGGGAUGUGAAAAACCAAGAUAUUUAUGUUAGUCUUGUGCAGAAAAGUCAGACGACCCGAAAAGGCAAGAGGAAAAAGAAUAGAAGAGUGUACAAUGCAAAACACCCCUGCCCGUUUUGUCCAAAAAUAGUUGCCAACUUUUCGCACCAUAUCACAACAGUGCAGCAUAAACAGGAACAUUCAGUAAAAGAAAUAUUGGAAACUUCUGAUGCCAAGACCAAACAAAUAAAAAUUGCAUUGCUUCGAUUGAAAGGUGCACAUGAACAUAACAUGCGUUCUUUGAAGGAAAAGAAAGGAGAGAUAUUUCUUCGUAGGAGAUCAAACGUUGAUGAUUCAGAUUCAGAAGGCUCUGAAGACGAAGGGAAAAAUAGCAUAGAUAUUGAGAAAUAUGGACCCUGUCCAAAAUGUUUUGGUUGGAUUACACUUCACUCCAUCAAGCGACACAUGAAGAUGUGCAUCUUGUCAGACGAUUCAUUUCUAUCGACAGCAUCAAAAGGAACCUUGACAGUUCAGUCUCGAUUGCUGUCUGGAAGACUUCCUGAAGAAGCUUCCCAAGCUCUUAUCAAAGAAGUGUUCCCAAUAAUGCUUGAAGACAAUGUAUGCAAGGUUUCAAAGGAGGACAGUUUGAUUGUGUCAUUAGGGAAUCAGUGGAUGCUGAGAAACAAGGGGAAUGCUAUAAUGAGGAAAUAUUAUACAAGUUCCGUGAUGAGACUGGCUGCAAAAUUGAAACUAGCUCUGCAACAUUUGGACAACAGCACGAAGGAUUUGGAUGAAUACUUCCAACCAAGUAACUUUGAUGUUGUGGUAAAAGGGGCACUGAGAUGUUGCUUUCCAGCAGAUGCUGAUGAAGAAGAGUUAAAAUCGCCAAGCAAUGCUAUCAAGCUAGGUCACGAUAUCAAGCGAUUGGUAUCGGCCAAAUUGGCCAAGGCAUUGAUGGCUGGCAAUGCUUGCAAAAAGAAGGAGGCAGAAGAAUUUCUUAAAUUGAUGGAAAUUGAAUGGGGACUACGUGUAACUAAACUUGCCAGGAUCAUCUUGAACGAACGGGCCUUCAACCGAGACAGGAAUCUACCCAUUCCAGAUGAUGUCAGGAAACUUGCAGAAUAUAUGCAACAUGAAAUCCUCAAUCUGGACCUGAAAACCUGUUCCUUGUCCAACUACAGGAAAGUGGCAGUAGCAACAUUGGCAAGAGUGACCCUCUUCAACAGAAGGCGUUGCCAUGAGGUUCAAGCAAUGAAAAUUUCUUCUUAUGAAAAAAGGAAAACUGGGGAAAAUGAAUUGUCACAAGAACUGCGAGGAGAUCUCACAGCAUUUGAGAAGAACCUUUUAAACCGACAAGAUAUGGUCACUAUUCGUGGAAAGACAGGAAAGGGUGUUCCAGUUAUUCUACCACAAGACACAAAGAAGGCAUUACAGUUCUUAACAGAUCCAGAGAAUCGUACGAAAGUUGGUGUGCCAUCAGGCAAUCCUUAUGUGUUUGGAAGUAAUGGAGCGGGUGUUUACAGAGCUUACGAUGCAAUACGAACAAUUGCAUCAGGUGCAGACCUUCAAUACCCAAAUCUCAUACGUACAUCAAACAUGAGGAAGUACAUGGCAACUAUGUUACAGGCCUUAAACACAAGUGAAGCAGAAAGGCAAUGGGUUCUUGAUCACCUUGGUCAUACUAUGGAUGUUCAUAAAAUCCAUUAUCGUAUGACGUCUGAUGUGUUGGAACGUGUUGAUGUUGCGAAGAUUCUAUUGAUUCAGGAUAUGGGAUUAGUUGGACAAUACAGAGGGAAAAAGCUGGAUGAUAUACAGUUAGAUGAUCUGAUCUCUCUGGAUGAGGCUCCCUCCCCAGAUGUUGAAGAAGCAGGCCCGAGAAAUACAGAAAUCUCUAAUAUUCUGGCAAAGACUACAGAUAGCGAUGAGUAUGUGCCAGAAAUAUUCCAAUCUGAUGAGGAGGACGAUGAUGAUGAUUGUGGUGCGGAGUUUUCGGAAAGAAAACGGAAAACUAGGAAGCCUUCUGUCCUGCGUCAAAAAUGGUCACCAGGAGAAGAAAAGGAGUUGGAAACACUUUUCAAAACAGACUUUGAAAGAGACAAAUGUCCAUCUCAAAAACGUGUUGAAACUGUGAUUAAGAUAAGCAAAUCAAGCAAUGGAGUAAUCUACAAAAGAAACCGUGACACGAUAAAAAAGAAAGUUAGUAACAUGAUGGUCAAAAAGCGAAGAAGUAACCCCUAGCAUGAAAGACCUGAUAGGUCCGAUCUGAUGAAAGACAAUAUAUUGGUAUUCUGGUAGUUAUUAAGUCUUCUGACCCAAAGGGUUUUGCCAUCGUGCUUCGUCUGUAAAUAUUUCCUUUGAUAAUGUUCUUCUCAAUAACCAAAAGGCCCAGGAUGCUGAGAUUUGGCCAGUAGGUACCAGGACCUUGACCUACUUGCAAGGUCACACGGUUCAAAUAUGUUAAAAUCUUUAAGAAACUUUUUCUCAAUAAUGGAAAGGUCCAGGGUAUUGAUAUUUGGCCUGUAGCAUGUUUGUUCAAAUGAAUGACCUUGACCUACUUUCAAGGCAGCAGGAGUCAAAUAUGUUAGUAUCAUAACCAACUAAAAUUAUAUAGUAGUAUAUACAUUGCAUAGUCAAAUGGCUUUUAAGGCCAGUUAAGCCUCUUGUUUGAGAUCCAGUCAGAUCAAGAUGAAUUUUACAUAGAAUUCCAAUUGUAAACUUUUUUUGUUGAAAGGUUUUGAAUGUAGUGUUCUGAUUUAAGAAGCGUUCUGAUUUUGAUAUGUGCAAAUUACUUGCAUUUUCUGUUAAACUUGUGAUGAAUAUCGGUAAAUUGUUUUAAGAGAUCCAGUCAGAUCAGAUGAAUAAUGCACAGAAUUGCCAAUGUAAACUUUUUUGUAAGAAUUGAAAGUAGUAUUCUGAUUUAUAAAUCUUGCUCUGUUAAACAGUAGUUCUAGGUUGAGCGUGAGUGUACGCCCGAGUAUAGCCUGUGUACCUGCAGUAAAUCCAUAAAAAUCAAUGAAAAGGAGAAUGUCGAUUUAUUCCAUGAGCAGAUAAACGAUAAUCAGCAUACAUGUAUAUAUAGUAUAUAUAUGAAAGGUAUUAAACAAAUGUACAUAUACACAUGAAACAGUAUGAAGUUUGAAUAAAAUACAGUACAUAACGUCUGAUAUCAACAUGCAUAUUAGACAUCAUACAUAUAUAUAGUAAUUAAUCUGACAUAAUAUUUACAAAAAAUAUUUGGCCUUGGAAAUAUCUUCUCAGCUGUAAUAGUUUUAGUCUUGUCACGAUAAAUUGGGAAGUUUUAAAACUUGAUUGAUCAUAAACAAGACAUUUCCAUGAUCAAACAAUUAGAACAGGGAUGUUCUACGAGUAAGUGGAUGGUACCACUCGCUUGGAACAGAAAUGUUCUACAGGUAGAUCGCCUAGAACAGGGAUGUUCUAAAGGUUAAGAUCUAGAGUACAAAGUAGUGGAGUGGUACCAUCUGUAACCCUGGGGUUACAUGAAGAGGUCGUUUGACACAGAAAAAAGUUGAAUGGAAUAUUAUAGAAUUUUGCAUAUAACCAAAGUGAAAUUGGGUAAUUAUGUAGAUAUUUUAUAAUAUCUUGGCAAAACCAAGGAUUUUUGAUUUAUAGAAAAAGUUAAAAAAUUGUUAAGUGCGAGUGCCAAAAAGAUUCAGAUGGGAGAGCAGCUGGAUAGAUCCCCAAGUUCAUGAUAUAUGUCUAGAUACACAAUUAUAUUGAAAUGUUUUCAAUUAAUACAAACCAAACAUUGAUGCAAAUGAAAACAAUUUGUUGCAUGUUUCAGGUUGAGAUAAAUAUUAAAUGUAUGUGCAGACCUUAAAGUUGCACGCAAUCAUACAUUACUGAUGUCUGAUGAUGACUGUAAAGGCCCUUUGGCCUCAUGUUCAGUGUUUUGAUAUUUUUUCAAUAAUAAAAUGUUUUUGAUUGUUCAA